GCUCGAGACGGGUGUUUCAUGCCCCCCCGCCAUAAGCGAGGGCUCGACAGGCAGCAGCCACAUAGACGACCCUGUGCCUGUCACUCAAACUGACCGCACUCGCGCCUGUGUGACUCUGAUUGACCCGUCAUCGCGACCGUCAGUGCGUCGCUGCAUGACGCCGCGUGAAGAAUCUGCCGCGCCAUCCCGCGGACCUCUCGCUGAUGAGCCGCGGAGCAUGACCCUGCUGCUGCUGCUUCUCGUAUCACGUGUUGCGCACGCGCGUGCGUGCAUAGCAUGCGUCACGUACGAUCUGGUGCUGCAUGCAGACCCAGCCAGCGUAAGGUCGAGAAUGUUCUCAGUAUUCCGCGUGCGAAUACGAAUUCCUAUGCCUUCUUCGCGAGCGCGCGAGGGACUCGUGACUUCCAGAAGCUUUUUUGGCGGGCUGCGCUGGAUUGUCGCUCAUCGCUGCAGCGUUGCGCACAGACGCUUCAAAGAAAUCUGCGGGCGCGCGCUCCACAACAUCUUCGAGUCUGAUGAGUCGAGUGCCUGCUGCAUGGGCUGCCAGUUCUGUCCAGCAGUCGCGAGUCGUGAGUUCGAAGGUCCAGAGUCCAGCCGUCGCUUCCAUUCACGACCACCGCAUACAAGCUUGACUGCCAUCGAGGGAGGACACACUAGCAUACACGAAGCCUUCGAUCACGCAAAGCGCAACUGCUGCUAGACGCCGCAACCGAUUCAUCACUCGCAAGCAACGCAUCCUUGAGGGGCACUACUAAUCCCACCAUGGCUCCCAUCGCACCCCCCGUCUUUUGGGCUCAGCGUUCUUCAGAGUCAGAGCCCGAAAAGGUGAGUCGGUAGCGCGCUCGAGCACAACUGUAACGCGGGGCUCUGACGGUCCUCAUGCCCAUCCUCUUCUCUUCAUUCAGAACCUCGUCCUCCUGACCAUCGAGGCACCAAACCUUCCGCCCAAGCCUGCGACAAAGGUGGAUCUGCAAUCUGACGGCUUCGCUUUUGAGAGCAAGGUUCAGGGCGAUAAGUCCAAGAGC
Ceraceosorus guamensis is the source of this 1025-nucleotide messenger RNA. RefSeq lists its product as hypothetical. NCBI's taxonomy places the organism in Eukaryota, Fungi, Basidiomycota, Exobasidiomycetes, Ceraceosorales, Ceraceosoraceae. The record is from RefSeq and is a predicted model, not a curated record. Bases 155 to 700 code for a protein of 181 amino acids. The transcript has a single exon.